CGUUCAAGGGGGCUGUCUUUCUGUGAUUUAAACCAGCUGUUGUCAAGUGCUCCAGGGCCCCCUUUAUUUGCAUUGCUAAAUAGUCGCUAUAGCAGACGAAGGGGAAGAAAAAAAAUAGAAGUUCAUUUUGAAAAACAUUCCUCGUAGAAUUGGUCAAAAUCUACCGCUGCUCUAGAUCGACUAGACGGUGGUUAACCAAAACCAGGUGUCGGUUUUCGCGUGAAGGCGCAGAGUCAGGGGGGAGGCGAGCGCGCCAGAUUGCGCAGUGGUCUGCCGUCAGUAGUACGGAGCUGACACGUUCCCCGCUGCAAAAAAGUUACGGGUCGUUUGUUCGGCUCUUUCAUUUGAAAUCACCACGGAGCCAUAAAAAAUAUGCUCUUUGAAGGACGCUACUCAAAUUUCUGGACGUUUGCGAGAAUGUUGACAGUUCUGAUGUUGAUCUUCGUGUGCAUACAGUCUGGAAAUGCGCAGACGUGUACAGAAGGGUUUACCUAUGACCGCCGCAUCAGACAGUGUGUUGACGUGGAUGAGUGCCGGACUCUAGCGGAUCCCUGUAGGGGCGACAUGCGCUGCGUGAAUCAGAACGGCGGUUACCUCUGUAUCCCGCGAGGGAUGUACAGUCAGCCCUACGCCAGGCCCAACUCGCCAUCUUUUACCGAGCAGUCGUACCCGGAAUCACCUGUUGGCUUCCCCGAUCCCUACGUUCCAGCCCAGCGGCCUGCCGCGCCUCCAAAUUACCCCGUCCCUGGACGAUCCACCCCCUGUCUCCUAGGAUACGCUCUUGGGGAGGAUGGCCUUUGUGCAGACAUAGAUGAGUGUGAAACAGAGUCCCACCAGUGUAACCCUACUCAGGUGUGCAUAAAUACAGCUGGGGGGUACACCUGCACCUGCUCAGAGGGGUACUGGCUGAUCGGUGGCCAGUGUCAGGAUAUAGAUGAGUGUCGCUAUGGGUACUGCCAGCAGCUGUGUGCCAACGUCCCAGGAUCCUACUCCUGCUCCUGUAACCCAGGCUUUCUCCUCAACCCGGAUGGCAGGACCUGUCAAGACGUUGAUGAGUGUGACGAGGCACCCUGUGCUCAUGGCUGCUUCAAUACCUAUGGCUCCUUCAUGUGCAACUGUGACGAGGGCUUCGAGCUGGCGUCUGAUGGGACCACUUGUAAUGACCUGGACGAGUGUGGCUUCUCUGAGUUUUUGUGCCAGCACUCGUGUGUGAACACUCCGGGGUCCUUCUCUUGCAUCUGCCCCCCGGGGUAUUUCAUCUUUGAGGAUGGCCGAAGCUGUGAAGAUAUCAAUGAAUGUGACACUGGUAACAACACCUGUACAACAGCACAAGUAUGUUUCAAUUUCCAGGGGGGGUAUAAAUGCCUGGACCCUAUUAAAUGUGAGCGGCCUUACAUUGAGCUCAGCGAAAAUCAGUGCAUUUGUUCGGCUGAGAUUCCUGCGUGCAGGGAUAAACCCUUCACCAUCCUGUAUCGGCACAUGGACCUGACCUCUGGCCGCAGCGUGCCCGCGGACAUUUUCCAGAUGCAGGCCACCACGCGCUAUCCUGGGGCCUUCUACAUCUUUCAGAUCAAGUCGGGCAACGAGGGUCGUGAAUUCAGCAUGAGGCAAACAAGCAAUGUCAGUGCCACGCUGGUCCUGGCACGUCCCAUUAAGGGCCCUAGAGAGAUUGUUCUGGACCUGGAGAUGGUUACCGUCAACCACGUCAUUAACUUCCGAGGCAGCUCUGUCAUCCGACUCACGAUAUUCGUCUCCGAGUAUUCCUACUGAGUCCCUGCGAAUGACCUCUGAACCCUCACCCCUGACCCAACUCCUUGACCCACGACCUCUUCCAUCCGGCAGCUUGGUUUGUCUUGGAUAAUGUGUACACUGUACUGGGGGUUCUGGGGACAGCUCCUGGUCUCGCAUCUCCCAGUUCCAUCCCCCCUUCUUGCUCCUUAUCAGGGACACUGUAUUGUAAGGCUGCCUAAUACCAGUUCACAUCCAUCCAUGUGGAAGAACAUUUAUAUUACAGUGGCAAUAUGGAUAUGUCUUUGUUCUUGUGAAUAUUAUGGAACUUGUUAUUCAGUUUUAUUGUUUCCAUUUUUUAAGGGUGUUUGUUUUUCCCUCACCUGUAGUGAAAUGCCAGAAUAACUCUUUGAGUUAUCUGCAGUUUUUAGAAUUCUUUCUUUUGCCGAUUGCUAUUGUUUUGGUUUAUUAUUGUAUCCAUCCCUAUUUCCUGUGAACCCUUGCAGUACUCUUUAUUAAGCUGUGAGUGCAAAGUUACACAACAGUAUUUUUGAUACAGUGCAUGACAGUGGUGUGUCCUGUUUUAAAAGCCUUCCUGAGUAAAAUGAUAGACAGGAAAACCUUUAAACUGACAGAACAAACACUCACUGACAUCUUCAGGAAGGAUGAAAUGGUGACAAUGCACAUCAAUAACAUGAGAGUACCAUUUCUGGUAUACCUGGUAUGCUGAUAUCAGUCACUAAUCAGCAGUAUUAACUAUAGAUGUCAACAAAUACACUGAGGGUCUGUGUAAAUAUCCUGAAACAAUUUCAGAGGUGGACAGCCUGUUUUGAGUCUAAAUGAAUGCAUGCCUCAUUGGGAAACGAUAUUUAUGUUCAGCAUUUUCCUAGCGUUUAGCUGGCUUUUGUAGUAAAACUAAACAGGUGAGACGUUAGCCUCAUUUGGCACGUGUUCGCAAAUCUUUGAAAUAUGAAAGUCAAACUGCAUUUUAUCGGAAAUAUUUCUCAAAGAAAUAUUUAUUUGAAUAUAUUGCCAUGAUUCAGGAAUUCAAUUGGACGUAAUUAUUUUCAUGGUUUUGAAUGAGUCUCUUUUUAUUGAUCUAUGCUUAAGAUAAAAUCAAAAAUGUAACAACCAAAAACAUUGAAAUGUUCUCUGUUUAAAAGUUUUGUCUGUUAGUCUCUAACGUUUGUCAUGUUUUAUAUACCUGUUUUAUUAAGACCCUGUAAGUAAGCCCGGUCAGUCAAAUAAAGGUGUGCUG
Megalops cyprinoides (Indo-Pacific tarpon) is the source of this 2986-nucleotide messenger RNA. It is a transcript of the gene fbln5, whose product is annotated as fibulin 5. Lineage: Eukaryota; Metazoa; Chordata; Actinopteri; Elopiformes; Megalopidae. The transcript has 11 exons. Gene Ontology annotation, molecular function: calcium ion binding. The record is from RefSeq and is a predicted model, not a curated record. Bases 373 to 1770 code for a protein of 465 amino acids.